CCACCUGGGAGCUGGCAGGCAGCCAGCAGUGAUGAAAGCUCAGGAGAAUGGAAACAGAGGAGCGAGCCUGUUGUAAUCGCUACGCCCACUUGUCGAUCUAUAAAGGCGGCGGGCGAGUCCCGGCAGCCACACGCACCUCGGACCUCUCUCCUCUCUCGCCCUCUUACUCUGUGCCUGCCUGCCACCCGCCGCUGCCACCAUGACCACCACCAUCCGCCAGUUCACCUCCUCCAGCUCCAUCAAGGGCUCCUCUGGCCUGGGGGGCGGCUCGUCCCGCACCUCCUGCCGGCUGUCUGGCAGCCUGGGCCCUGGCUCCUGCAGGCUGGGGUCUGCGGGGGGCCUGGGCAGUGCCCUCGGGGGCAGCAGCUAUUCGAGCUGCUACAGCUUUGGCUCUGGCAGUGGUUACGGCGGCAGCUUUGGGGCCGUGGACGGGCUGCUGGCGGGUGGGGAGAAGGCCACCAUGCAGAACCUCAACGACCGGCUGGCCUCCUACCUGGACAAGGUGCGCGCCCUGGAGGAGGCCAACACUGAGCUGGAGGUGAAGAUCCGGGACUGGUACCAGAAGCAGGCCCCGGGGCCCGCCCGUGACUAUAGCCACUACUACCAGACCAUCGAGGACCUGAAGAACAAGAUCCUCACGGCCACCGUGGACAAUGCCAACAUCCUGCUGCAGAUUGACAACGCCCGCCUGGCAGCUGAUGACUUCCGCACCAAGUUUGAGACGGAGCAGGCCCUGCGGGUGAGUGUGGAGGCCGACACCAAUGGCCUGCGCAGGGUGUUGGACGAGCUGACCCUGGCCAGGGCCGACCUGGAGAUGCAGAUCGAGAACCUCAAGGAGGAGCUGGCCUACCUGCGGAAGAACCACGAGGAGGAGAUGAACGCCCUGCGAGGCCAGGUGGGUGGUGAGAUCAACGUGGAGAUGGACGCCGCCCCUGGCGUGGACCUGAGCCGGAUCCUGUCUGAGAUGCGUGACCAGUACGAGAAGAUGGCAGAGAAGAACCGCAAGGACGCCGAGGACUGGUUCUUUAGCAAGACAGAGGAGCUGAACCGCGAGGUGGCCACCAACAGCGAGCUGGUACAGAGCGGCAAGAGCGAGAUCUCCGAGCUCCGGCGCACCAUGCAGGCCUUGGAGAUCGAGCUGCAGUCCCAGCUCAGCAUGAAAGCAUCCCUGGAAGGUAGCCUGGCUGAGACAGAGAACCGCUACUGCGUGCAGCUGGCCCAGAUCCAGGGGCUGAUCGGCAGCGUGGAGGAGCAGCUGGCCCAGCUGCGCUGUGAGAUGGAGCAGCAGAACCAGGAGUACAAGAUCCUGCUGGACGUGAAGACGCGGCUGGAGCAGGAGAUCGCCACCUACCGCCGCCUGCUGGAGGGCGAGGAUGCCCACCUGACUCACUACAAGCCCAAAGAACCUGUGACCACACGCCAGGUGCGCACCAUUGUGGAAGAGGUCCAGGAUGGCAAGGUCAUCUCCUCCCGCGAGCAGGUCCACCAGACCACCCGCUGAGAACUCUGCUCCUCCUAGCCAGCCCCCCAGGCUCCCCCACUGACCCUGUAGCCUCUGGAUUCCCCAGCUUCAACUCCUGGCUUAGUCCCUUUUCCAUAACCCCUUGCCUGACCAAUAAAGCUUGUUGACUCAUAUGGAAUUCGUCCUGAUUGUAGCCACUGAGGUGGCCCUAGUGAGCAAUGGGUGAACUGGGGGAAAAGUCCGUGGACACCAAC
Panthera uncia (snow leopard) is the source of this 1716-nucleotide messenger RNA. RefSeq names its product keratin, type I cytoskeletal 17. The coding region runs from base 200 to 1501 and encodes 433 amino acids. Gene Ontology annotation, molecular function: structural molecule activity. The record is from RefSeq and is a predicted model, not a curated record. Gene Ontology annotation, cellular component: keratin filament. The transcript has 8 exons. NCBI's taxonomy places the organism in Eukaryota, Metazoa, Chordata, Mammalia, Carnivora, Felidae.